GGAAGUUCCGGCCAGGCGCGCAUCAUUCUUCAUAACAAAGAAAGUGCCAGAAUUAUGCAGUAGAGACGAUUACUUUUGUCUCCGUUUCAAAUUGAUUGCUACAGGCCGACUCAGAUUAAGUCUGAGGCCGGUAACAUCAACAGUGAGGGCAAACCCAGCCUGCCUCUCUCCUUCCACACUGAGUCCAACCCUAAAACCUACAGUCACUGGGUCCUGAUUGUGACAGUGGAGCUCGGUUUGCACUGCAGGAGCCAGUGAUGGCAUCAGUGAAGCUGGAAGACUGCAGUCAAACACUGGAGCUGAAUGUCAACAUUAAAGAUGAAGAAGAGGAGGAGGAGAUUGUUUCUCAUGGUCACAUUGAGACAUUCUCUACAUCCAGAGAGCAACAGCAGGAAGAUCACAGAGCUAAUAGGUCUCACCACUGCCCACAUUGUGAGGAGAUUUUCCCAUUUCUAUCAAAGCUAAAAAUACACCAAAAAAUACACACAGGAGAGAAGCCUUACUCCUGCUCUGACUGUGGGGGGAGAUUCUCUCGACUGAGCCACUUAAAAAGACACCAACAAAUACACACAGGAGAGAAGCCCUACUCUUGCUCUGACUGUGAAAAAUGCUUCACAACAUCAUCUGACCUAACAGUUCACCAGAGAAUACACACAGGAGAGAAGCCUUUUUCCUGCUCUGACUGUGGGGGGAGAUUCUCUCAACUGAGCAGUUUAAAAAAACACCAACAUAUACACACAGGAGAGAAGUCUUACUUCUGCUCUGAGUGUGGGAAGAGUUUCUCCCUAUUGGAUACCUUAAAAGCACAUGAACGUAUACAUACAGGAGAAAAGCCUUACUCCUGCUCUGACUGUGGGAAGAGGUUCUCUCAACAGAGCAACUUAAAAAAACACCAACGUUUACAUACAGGAGAAAAGCCUUAUUCCUGCUCGGACUGUGAAAAGAGUUUCUCCCAAUUGGAUAAGUUAAAUAGUCACCAGCGAAUACAUACAGGAGAGAAGCCUUAUUUCUGCUCUGACUGUGGGAAUUGUUUCACCCAAAUUGAUACGUUAAAAUGUCACCAGCGUAUACAUACAGGAGAGAAGCCUUACUCUUGCUCUGACUGUGGGGAGAGUUUCUCUCAACACAGCAGCUUAAAGAAACACAAACGUAUACACACAGGAGAGAAGCCUUACCUCUGCUCCGAAUGUGGGACGAGGUUCUCUCUACAGGACAGCUUGAAAUCACACCAGCGUAUACAUACAGGAGAGAAGCCUUACUUCUGCUCUGACUGUGGAAAGGAUUUCUCUCGACACAGCAGCUUAAAGAAACACCAACGUAUACACACAGGUGAGAAGCCUUACUCCUGCUUUGAAUGUGGGAAGAGUUUUACAACAUCAAGUGCUCUGACAGUUCAUCAGAGAGUGCACACAGGAGAGAAGCCUUACUCCUGCUCUGACUGUGGGGGGAGUUACUCUCGACUGGGAAACUUACAAACACACCAUCGUAUACAUACGGGAGAGAAGCCUUACUUUUGUUCUGACUGUGGUAAAUGCUUCACAACAUCAAGUGCUCUGACAGUUCAUCAGAAAACACACACAGAAGAGAAGCACACCAACGGAUUCACACAAGCCAAGACUUUUGCAGAUUAAAAUCUUAGGUUUUCGGUGGAUUGACAAUGGACGCCUGUUUUAAAGUAUCCUUUUUUGGUAACAAAAGGAGAGAAGCUUCAUCAGUUCUCUCAGACCAGCUAAGAUUGAAGUCACUACAUCACUUAAUUCUCAUAAAAGAAGUGGUAAGUGAAUUGGAUCAAAUGAAGAAAGUGUAGAACACUAUUGUAAUCCUAUAGUUUCUCACUGUGAGAGAACCGUGCAGAGGAACGGGAGCGUUUUAUAGAAUGUUAUCCUCUCUUUACUGAUCAGUGUGUAUCUUGUCAGUUUUGUUGUGUUUUGUUAGCUUCUACUGUAAAGAUAUUAAGAUGACUUUGGAUUGGCUCUUAGCGUUGAAUACCCUCUUAGGUUUCUCUUGUUGAAACAAUGGAGUCUGAUGGUUGACUGGGUAGUACUGCUUCCCUCUAGUUUUCUGUGGGAAUGAGCAAGUAGACAACAUGUAUGAGAUAGAGAUGGUGUGAUGAUCAGUUUUCGGCAGUUAUAUAUAUAUACAAAGACAUGUCAAUAGAAAAACAACAAACCGCUACACGGUUUCACGUGACUGUUAGCCGUAGUUGGCUAGCUAGCAAGCAAACAAGGGAUAACAAAUGACUUGGUGGCGUCCAUAGAUACAGAAUAAAAAUACUUUGACUGGAUUGAGUCUCUGGCAAACUAUCCAAUAGAAUGAACGGACAUCUCUGCUCAGCCAAUCAAAAUCAUGAAUCAGCAAUUUAUUUUUAUGAAUAUAUACAAAGAAAUGUUGAUAGAAACACAGGUAAAACAACAUGAAAGGCAGCUAGUUUGCUGUGUUACCAGCGUCAGUUUGAAAUGAUUGUGUUUGCUGUGUAGAUGGCUAGCUUUUCUGAACAGUGUCCUGACCAGAGAGCACAUUUUCUAUGCCAUGCGAAAUCCAAAAUAGCUUUAACAAAUGCAAAUGCAGCUACUUUGCUGUUAUUCUAGCUGCACUGUUUGACCUGUUUUUUUUAAAAUUUAAUUGGAAACCUAUUGUAUAAAAGUGAAUGUACACUAGAGGUUGUGAACAACUUUCUUUUUUUUUGCAGCAACCUUCCCGCUAGCCAUGAUUGGCUGAGAUAAUGAGUGGGCUGGACAUGCCUAGAGAUGAGUUUGUAUUGGUCUGCCAUAUAGCACGCUUCUGUCUAUUUGAGCUGGUCAGUAUGUGUAGGUAAUCCUGUCUAACACAUUUAUACAAAAAAAUGUAUUGCGUAGUACUUCUGCAUAUGUGUUGCUCUCCACUUUUAUGAAGGACCGAGUUUUGAAAUCAGUGGAAUUAGAGUAUGAUAGCUAAGGAGAUGGAGAAAACAUCUCCUUAGAUGAAAAAUUACAUCUUCAAACUAAGGGCAACAUGGCAUCUGUGACAGGGAGACGCAUAAUGUAGCUAGCUAGACUUUCAGAUAGUACACGUUUAUAAUUUUGACAGUGGUUUCAUUUUCAAGCUAAAGUGUACUGUUAGCUAUCUCGCUAACGUUAGCUGGCUGGCUCGCUAGCUUACAUUAUGUGUAUGAUCUUAUUAUUCGUAUCGCAGAGCCAUUUGCUUUGCUAGUUAUAGCCUGAUGUUAGCUAGCUAACAUUGAACCUGGUUGGUUAGCUACCUGCAGAUUCAUGCAGGGUAGUAACGUCAUGAGUUGGGAUUAUGGUUCAUUGUUUACCUAGCUACAUGUCUUAACAAAAGACUACACUAUGCAAGUAACCAUUUCAGUUGCAUUUGUAAAUUCAGUCUGAGUAUGCCAGAGCGCAGAAUAACUGAGGAAUUUAUGAACGCUCAACACCAGUUGAAUAUGGCCGGUGUCGGUAAACGUCUGCAAAAAAGUGUAAAUAAAUUCUUGCCAGCAGCACAGUUAGUCACCAACGCUCUGGAUAACAUGACAACAGCCUAACCAGCUCUGCUAGGGAGAGUAAAAUGGUCAGUGGGGUGUCCUCUCAUUUGUGUCUGGAAGUAGCUAGCAAGCAAGCCAAUGUUAGCCAGUUAGCUGUGGGGCUAAAGCUUAAGAGGGUGUGAACGAUGCUGAAUGGGUGUAGGCAAAGAAGAGCUCUACAGUAGGUACCAUGAGUAACAAGAUUCUUUGGUCUGAAGAAACCAAGAUUGAACUCUUUGGCCUGAAUGCCAAGCUUCAAGUCUGGAGGAAACCUGGCACCCUCCAUACGGUGAAGCAUGGUGGUGGCAUCAUCAUGCUGUGGGGAUGUUUUUCAGCGGCAGGGACUGGGAGACUAGUCAGGAUCGAGGGAAAGAUGAACAGAGAAAAGUAAAGAGAUCCUUGAUGAAAACCUGCUCCAGAGGGCUCAGGACCUCCGACUGGGGCGAAGGAUCACCUUCCAACAGGACAACACAGGAGUGGCUUAAGAACAAGUUUCAAUGUCCUUGAGUGGCCCAGCCAGAGCAUCUCUGGAGACAUGAAAAUAGCUGUGCUGCGAAGCUCCCCAUCCAACCUGACGUAGCUUGAGAGGAUCUGCAGAUAAGAAUGGGAGAAACUCAGCAAAUACAGGUGUGCCAAGCUUACAGCGUCAUAACCAGGAAGACUCGAGGUUGUAAUCGAUGCCAAUGGUGCUUCAACAGAGUAAAGGGUCUUAAUACAUUAUAUAAGUAUAUAAUGGGUUUUUUGCAAACAUUUCUAAAAACCCAUUUUUGCUUUGUCAUUAUGAGGUAUUGUGUGUAGAUUACGUAACGUAACAAAAUGUGGAAAAAGUCAAGGUGUCUGAAUACUUUCCAUAUGCACUGUGUGUGUGUGUAUAUAUGUAUGUGAUGAGGUAGCCUACCUCUCAGUUAAUAAAGUCAAUGCAGUAUUAAGAUUAAUGAUGGGUUAUGCAUAAUAAGAUAACUUAUAGCCUCUGUCUCUGCACCUGUGCUCCGAUGGCCUCUUUAAACCCUCCUUAGCUUUUAGACUCGCAUUUCUCAUAUUAAUAGACUAUUGGAAGAGAAGCAAGCUCUUUUUUUUGCUGAAUAUUAAGUAUACACAGCCAAUAGAACUCACGGGUAGUUUGAAAGAGUGAACGCUCAAUGGUGGUAGAAUAUAGCAGUUAUUAAUUCAGACCCAUAACCAUUCAAUCUUCGUAAAGAGAAAGCCGUCUGCAUCUUAUUGUAGUCCUAUAUUAUUGUAGUCAUAUUAUCUUAUUGUAGUCCUAUAUUAUUGUAGUCAUAUUAUCUUAUUGUAGUCCCAUAUUAUUGUAGUCAUUAUCUUAUUGUAGUCCUAUAUUAUUCAAGCAUGUCAUUACAAUAAUAAAGAUGAAGACAACAGAACUUAUUUCAUUUAACUGUUGAAAGUCAGGAAGGAAUGAAGCAACCAUAGAAAAAGGAGGUAGGCUAAUAACAUUAGGGGAAAUAUUAUGAAUCAAUAUGCAUCCGCCUACUAAUUAUACAAAUGUAAAAUAGGCCCUAUUAUAUUUCAAAAUGAUUAUCACAUUUGCUAGCUUAUAAUUGUAACUUUGUAGGCUGCAUGUCCUGCACCAGAUUGGCAUGUUCUCUCCACAGUUCAUGGAAUGAAAGAGGUGAGUAAUUCCAGUCCAGAUAAUACAAUAUAAUACAGUCCACACUCCAAGACUAUCCUACUGGAGCUAGUUUCGUGUAUUUACCCAAAAGAGCAUAGCUACAUCUAUGGGCUUUUAUGUUUUUCUGUGUGUAAUGUGCAGUAGCCUAUAUAUUAUAGGCUAUGUAUUGAAUAAUGACACAAUCAUUUGGGGCCCACCCCAACGACACUAACCACAGUUCUAUCUCACACACCUCGCUCUGCUCUGGACUCAGUCAGGGCCAUAACAAUACCAGUAAGAGGACCAGACUUAGGUCAUCUUAUCAAUACAGACUGAUUAUCUUAGAGGGGGUGAGUGUUGACUCGGCCUAGUUGAAAGGUAUAAUGAUGUGCUUGUAUUUGCAUCUGAAGCGUCCAGCGGGUUGAAUAAAUCUGAUUUGUGCUUUUACUAGUUGUCCAUCUGAGUUUCUACUCCGUUCAGAGCUUAACAAUCAUUUCAUUGAGACCACACUUGGCACACUUGAUAUUGCUCACCCAGCAGAGAACCAUGGAUGAGAGGAGUCAUGAGAUAUAAUAAGCAACUCAUUCUCAAACCCUGAGCAAUAUGACAUGUAAUUGAUUCCAAAUUACAUGACCCUCCCCUGAACUAAAUUGACUAAUUACUAAACCCUCCCCUGAACUAAAUUUACUAAUUACUAAACCCUCCCCUGAACUAAAUUUCCAAGUUACUAAACCCUCCCCUGAACUAAAUUUACAAGUUACUAAACCCUCCCCUGAACUAAAUUUACAAAUUACUAAACCCUCCCCUGAACUAAAUUUACAAAUUACAUGACCCUCCCCUGAACUAAAUUUCCAAGUUACUAAACGCUCCCCUGAACUAAAUUUCCAAGUUACUAAACGCUCCCCUGAACUAAAUUUCCAAGUUACUAAACGCUCCCCUGAACUAAAUUUCCAAGUUACUAAACCCUCCCCUGAACUAAAUUUCCAAGUUACUAAACGCUCCCCUGAACUAAAUUUCCAAGUUACUAAACCCUCCCCUGAACUAAAUUUCCAAGUUACUAAACCCCCCCCUGAACUAAAUUUCCAAGUGACUAAAACCCUCCCUCAUUUUUCUCCAGGUAACAAUUGUCCAUUUCUCUCUCCCUAAGUGACUUUUGUUUUAAUGAUUUACAUACAUUGAAACUGUUUAUUAAAUUGUCUUUUAAAACUAGAUGUAUUAUUUUCGUCAUUGAUGAUGAAUGUAUUUGAAUAACUGUAUUGAACUUGAUUGAUCCUCUAAUGAAAUAAAUAUUCUACAUUCUA
Messenger RNA from Salvelinus fontinalis (brook trout), 6409 nucleotides. RefSeq names its product zinc finger protein OZF-like. Gene Ontology annotation, cellular component: nucleus. The record is from RefSeq and is a predicted model, not a curated record. Gene Ontology annotation, biological process: regulation of transcription by RNA polymerase II; central nervous system development. Gene Ontology annotation, molecular function: DNA-binding transcription factor activity, RNA polymerase II-specific; RNA polymerase II cis-regulatory region sequence-specific DNA binding. The coding region runs from base 258 to 1631 and encodes 457 amino acids. NCBI's taxonomy places the organism in Eukaryota, Metazoa, Chordata, Actinopteri, Salmoniformes, Salmonidae. The transcript has 3 exons.